GGCGUUGGUAUUUUAUCCCAAGGGCCUUCUUUUUUUUACUUGUUGGAGCCUGACGUGAACUUUUCUUUCUUCUGCUCUUCCUUUGGUGUGUAUAGUCGUCCUUUUAAUCUCAACCACUGGAACCUCCUUUCUCUGCAUCCAGCUCCAACGUCACCGUUCCAUCGUACAGCAAAUAGGCGAGGGACCUGCAGCCAGCACCACCCCAAGACGGAAAAAAAAGCGAGACAUCGAACUCAAACACGGUACGAAUUCGGCAAUAUUCUAUUGAUUCAUUGUUUGUUGCUCUGUUCUUCUAUGGCCAGUGCUGCCAUUCUCGACAAAUAAACAAAUAGAAUACAACUCGAUUAUUUCGUCGGUUCUCAGUCGAGCCAACAAUGGCAGAUUCCGCGGCCCAGCACCCUUCGGCGGCCGCCGCUGCUUCACUAGCACAAGCACAAGCACAAGCACCAGAGACCACCACAGCCAACAUCAACACAACACAAACUGAACAAUGCAGCAAAACAGAAGCAGAUGCCACUGGCCGAGUGGCCCCCGAACAAGGCGUCUUGACGUCCGAUACCGAUGCCAGCGCCAGCCAGACCAGCGAAAAAGAAGCUCCCAAAGCCCUCGAGGCACCUGAGGAUGGCCGCACAGCGCUCGAGUCGACCAUCAUCGUGCUCGCUCUGUGUAUUGCUCUCUUCUUAGCCGCUCUCGACAUGUCCAUCAUCACUACGGCCGUCCCGACCAUUGUUGCGCACUUCCAAUCCAGCACCGGCUACGUAUGGGUGGGCAGUGCCUAUCUUCUUGGAAACGCUGCCUUUGUGGCCACAUGGGGCAAGGUGUCGGAUAUCUUUGGGCGCAAGACUACGCUGCUUGUUGCCGUUGGUGUCUUCCUCAUAGGCUCACUGCUCUGUGCCCUCAGCCAGAGCAUGGGCAUGCUGAUUGCUGCUAGAGCCAUCCAGGGUGUUGGCGGUGGUGGCACCAUUCUGCUCCCCAACAUCUGCGUGUCGGAUCUCUUCUCGGUGCGCAAGCGCGGCAUGUACUUUGGCAUCUUUGGCAUGGUCUGGGCUAUUGCCGGCGCUCUUGGCCCCAUCAUCGGUGGUCUGUUUACAAGCAAGGUCUCAUGGCGUUGGUGCUUUUGGAUCAACUUGCCUACUGGCGGCGUUGCCUUUCUCAUCCUUGUCUUCUUCCUCAAGCUGCAUAACCCGCGUACACCCCUAAAGGAGGGUCUCUUGGCUAUUGACUGGACCGGCAAUCUUCUCGUUAUUGGAGGUACGCUCAUGGUGUUGAUUGGCCUCGAGUUUGGCGGCGUCCAGUUUGCGUGGAACUCGGCGACAGUCAUUUGCCUCAUCGUCUUUGGUAUUGUCACGCUUGCGAUUUUUGGAUUCUACAUUGCCAAGAUUGCCAAAUUCCCCGUCGUACCGCUUCGCGUCUUCCAGUACCAAAACUGCGCUCCUGCCUACUUGCUCAGCAUUAUGCAUGCAAUGGCGUUUAUGGGCACAAACUACUAUCUCCCGCUCUACUUCCAGGCCGUCCUGGGAGCCAACUCGCUCAUGUCCGGUGUCUAUUUGCUGCCUUUUGUUCUCACUCUGUCUAUUGUGUCCUUCUUUUCGGGAAUGUUGAUCAAAAAGACGGGCAACUUCCAAAUCCCCAUUGUCACGGGUCUUUUCGUCAUGACCAUUGGCCUUGGCCUGUUUAUUGACCUGGGGUCUGUGCCAAACUGGGGCAAAAUCAUCCCUUUCCAGAUGAUUGCCGGUUUUGGUGUUGGUCCCAACUUCCAGGCGCCUCUUAUCGCCAUUCAAGCUAAUAUCGAGCCCCGUGAUAUUGGUGCAGCUACGUCGAGCUUUCAGUUUGCUCGCCAGAUUGGCACCUCUGUCGCCGUCACUGUCGGCGGCGCCAUUUUCAACAACGUUAUGAACAAGCAACAGGAUAUGCUCAAGGCGGCACUGACCCCAGAGCAGGCUAGCCUGUUCACUGGAGAUCACGCUGCCGCUAGCAUCACCAUCAUCGACACGCUGCCCAACGACCGCGACCAAAUUCAGACUGUCAAGAACGCGUACUGGAACGCUCUGCAGACCAUGUACAUCUUCUUUACUUGUGUCUGCUUUAUCGGCCUCCUCAUCAGCUCUUUGAUCCGACAGGCAACGCUAUCCAAGAACCACACAGAGCACAAGACUGGCCUGCAGACGCUGAAGAAGGAGGAGCGCGUCAAGAAGAAUGCGCCCGACGAGGAGCGUCCUGAGCAGGCCCAGACGGUUUCCGAGAAGGAUUCCAACAGUCAAAAAUAACUGACCACGUUUUGGCUGGAUUGGAAUGACUUUAUUUGAUUCAUUGUACAUGAUUUGCAUAUCGCGGCUGGCGUCAGAUACCUCAUCUUUUCGGCAUAUAUGAGUGCUGUUGGAGUUUUUAUGAUUUUUACAUAACAAAUGGAUAGUGUGUAAUUUACAAUAAAAGCAUAUAUAUUUUGAAAAGAUCCUCCUUUGC
[Torrubiella] hemipterigena is the source of this 2463-nucleotide messenger RNA. The record is from the annotation of a GenBank genome assembly. NCBI's taxonomy places the organism in Eukaryota, Fungi, Ascomycota, Sordariomycetes, Hypocreales, Clavicipitaceae.